Messenger RNA from Corapipo altera (White-ruffed manakin), 256 nucleotides. RefSeq names its product RNA polymerase II subunit G (gene POLR2G). Gene Ontology annotation, molecular function: translation initiation factor binding; single-stranded RNA binding; single-stranded DNA binding. The annotation marks the transcript as partial. The record is from RefSeq and is a predicted model, not a curated record. The transcript is spliced from 2 exons. NCBI's taxonomy places the organism in Eukaryota, Metazoa, Chordata, Aves, Passeriformes, Pipridae. Gene Ontology annotation, biological process: transcription initiation at RNA polymerase II promoter; positive regulation of translational initiation; positive regulation of nuclear-transcribed mRNA poly(A) tail shortening. Gene Ontology annotation, cellular component: P-body; RNA polymerase II, core complex.
UACGGGUUUGUCAUCGCUGUCACCACCAUUGACAACAUCGGGGCCGGGGUCAUCCAGCCCGGGAGGGGCUUCGUGCUCUACCCCGUGCGCUACAAGGCCAUCGUGUUCCGGCCCUUCAAGGGCGAGGUCGUGGACGCCGUGGUCACCCAGGUCAACAAGGUCGGGCUGUUCACCGAGAUCGGCCCCAUGUCCUGCUUCAUCUCCCGACACGUGAGAGGGGACCCCAAAAAGGGGCACUGGGGGGGACCCCAAAAGG